UCGCUCUUUUACCGGAAGUGGUCAAACGCUCAUAUAUGUGCCUUUACAAUCAACAUUACCCUAAAACUCUUAAGUGGGUAAGUAUUUAGACGAAAUUAUCCCGAACGAAUGUACAAUGUCAGAUCGCAAACGAAGCCGAAAGCACCACGAGGACAGACAUGAAAAAAAGAAACACAAGGAGUCAAAACAAGAUGAUGAAGGCAAAUACCAACACCAAACCAGAAAACUGAUUCAAGAGGUGCAGAAACUCAAGCACGUGGAGACUUUCUAUGAAAAUCCACCGCCUGGGUACAUUAAGGAAGAGGAUGACAGACCAGAGGACUGUAUCCCUGAUGACCCCGGUAAUGAGGACGCUAGGAGCUUUUUGGCUCACGCUCCCACUAAAGGACUGUGGAUGCCUCUGGGGAAAGAGGUGAAGGUCAUGCAGUGCUGGAGAUGUAAGAGAUACGGCCACAGAACGGGAGACAGAGAAUGUCCUUUCUUUAUCAAAGGCAACCAGAAACUGGAGCAGUUCAGAGUGGCGCAUGAGGAUCCGAUGUAUGAUAUCAUCCGUGAAAACAAACGCAAUGAAAAAGAGACUAGGAUCCAGCAGUUGAAACAGAUGCUUGAAGACACCACCUCUGACUCUGACUCCACCUCGUCUUCCUCUGCCUCCUCCGAUCACACCCGGAAGAAGAAGAAAAAGAAAAAAGAGAAGAGGAAGAAAGAAAAGAAGAAACACGUGAAGAAAAAGAAGAAGCACAAGGCCAAGGCUAGCAGUGACUCAGACUCUGAUUGAAUCAAGGCCAGUGGUCUGGGUGUCUCAGUGUUCAUCAUAGAAGCCUGCAGUGGAUGCGUCAGCCCUAUCAGAUAUACACAGGAGGCUUCCCAUCAGUUCCCCAGGCCAUCUUCAGAUCUGCUUAAUAAUGCAUGGAUGCAUUUAAUCCCCUCUGUCGCAUGGAAUGCUUAGGAUAUUGUGAAUCUCUGACAGAUUUCCAAUAGCUGACCUUUAUCAGACUGUUCAGAUGUUUGUACAGAACACUUUCUGAAUGUAUGUUGAUUUACAUUUUGAGAAUGUGUCAUUGUGUAAUUUGCUGGUGAGAGCUUAUGAUACAUGCCAUCUGCUGUUGUGAACAGUGAAUUCCAUAAGUGUCAUGUAAAUAAAUUAAUAACUAUGGCUUUUUAGCAUGUACAACUUCUUUUUAUGGUAAUCUGAUAUCUGGGCAUUUAUAGGGUCUUCUAACUCAAAUUACAUGUGUGAAUUGACAUCAUCAGUUUCCAUCAAAUUGUUUAGGGCUUUUGCAUCUGGCCGUGGUACGUGGCAGGCAAUUAGCACCUCUUGAAGGGCUGACGAUGGUUUGCACAUCAUUCACAUCACGAGAGAGGCAGAUCGAGAGGGGAGAAGAGGCUUUUGCUUUGAUCUCGUCAUUCAUCGCUGAAAUCUGAGUCCCGCGGUCGUCAUCAGAGUACAUACACCAAUUUUUGCCAAGAUAAAUAGUGCAUCACAUCAUCAAAGGGACUCUUUAUAAUGCUUUUUCAAUAGGCAACUAUGUAUGCUUUUUAAAAAGACAAGAAAACAAUACUAAGAUAAUUAUUCAUUUUAAUUAUCUAAAUAUUAAGUCAACUUAAUGUAGUCUAUGACUGUCUAUCAGGACUGUUUUUCCAGAUGAAAUGGUUAGCUUGUUCUCAUCUUCAUAAUGUGUCUGUACUGGUAAUAAAAGCUGGAUUCUCAUGUU
This is a messenger RNA of Carassius gibelio (silver crucian carp), 1715 nucleotides long. Its product is annotated as retinitis pigmentosa 9 protein homolog. Gene Ontology annotation, biological process: RNA splicing. The record is from RefSeq and is a predicted model, not a curated record. Lineage: Eukaryota; Metazoa; Chordata; Actinopteri; Cypriniformes; Cyprinidae. Bases 116 to 778 code for a protein of 220 amino acids. The transcript has 6 exons.